Messenger RNA from Pyricularia oryzae 70-15, 291 nucleotides. RefSeq lists its product as uncharacterized. The coding region runs from base 1 to 291 and encodes 96 amino acids. The record is from RefSeq and is a predicted model, not a curated record. NCBI's taxonomy places the organism in Eukaryota, Fungi, Ascomycota, Sordariomycetes, Magnaporthales, Pyriculariaceae. The transcript is spliced from 2 exons.
AUGUUCGGUCGUCGCCACCACCAAACCACCACUACGGCCCCUUCCCGCCGCCACCGUACUCACCGUACCCACCACACCACGACCACUACCACGGCGCCCCGUCGCGGUCUCUUCAGCCGCCGUCAGCCCGUCGUUCACCAGAAGCGUCAUGCCACCAUGGGAGACAAAAUCAGCGGCGCUUUCCUCAAGCUCAAGGGCUCUCUGACUCGCAGGCCGGGACAGAAGGCUGCUGGUACUCGACGUAUGCGCGGAACGGAUGGUCGUGGCAGCCGCAGGAGCUACCGUUACUAA